AUGGAAGUGUCUACUAAUGUUUUGCAGGGUAUCACUGCUGCGAAUAACAAUGAAAACGUUCCCGACGAUUGUUUUCCUGCACUCGUCACGUCUGCGUGUCAAGGAAUAUUGAAUCAGUCACCACACAUAGAUCCCAGACUCAGGAAAUUGGAUCAAGAUGUCCUGAAAGAAACCCUUGCCAGUUUUGCUCUUUUCAUUUCAGAAGCAGCUAAACAUGAUACAGAUGUACAAUCCUUAAUGUCAUUGUUAGAAGAAUGCAAUUUUUCAAAAGACCGUAUCAAAACAUUUGUCAGUGUAUUUUGUAAAAAUAAACCAUUUCUACAAACCUUAUUAGCAAACACACAUGAAAGUCUUCCACAUGUUCUUGGUGUCAAGUGGCGACUAGAUUAUUAUAUAAAGAGCAAUCAUCUUGAAAAAACCCAUCAACCUGUCUAUUUGCUGAGUUUAGUGACUGAGAUCCCUGGUGAGAGCGAAUUGCAAGAACUAAAUUUCUCGUGUACAUUGGAACAACUGCAGAUGUUAGUCGGCAAGUUAAGAGAUGCUAGUAAAUGUGUAGAGAGAUUUGCUCAGCUCUAG
Molecule: messenger RNA, 576 nt
Organism: Acanthosepion pharaonis
Lineage: Eukaryota; Metazoa; Mollusca; Cephalopoda; Sepiida; Sepiidae
Source: the annotation of a GenBank genome assembly